GGGUCAUUUCCGGUUUAAAAAUAAACAAAGAACUGUUGAUAUUCCAUCCAGUUCCCUUCGAUGUUUUUCAUACACAUGUUCAUAUAGUCGCAGCAUUAUUUGAUAAAUUAAAUGUUUGGCUUUAGUAAUUAUAACUGUAAGUCAGACAAAAUCGCCAUAAAUGAUGAAAUAUCGACAACUGUCAUGACUCAUUGCAUUAGACUAAUACUUCACUGGCCUGGGCCUAGAACUAGAAACAAUUUGUGAUUGUGAAACACGAAAUACGAUGACUUGCUUAGUUUCAAGCAACUUGCUUGAAACUAUUGAAACCAUACCUAGUCAUAGUCAUACUAGUAAAUAAAUUUAAAAAAUGGCAUGAUUAUUCAUUGUAACGAUGGACUGAGGAUUUUUCCUCGAAAACCACCCCACUGGAACUAGGCCCAUUAAAUCAUUAAAUAAUAUUAAAGAGUAAUGUUUUUAAUGGAUUUGUGGGUAAAUUAAAUGUGAAGAGAUAGCACCACGUUUUUUUUUACCAAAGCGAACUUAUGUCCUAAAUUUGUCCCUAAACCUAACCUGAACUCUAAAUCAAAAUAUAUCCCUAAACCUAACCUGCCUGAACCCUAAACAUACUCCAAAACUGGGUUUUGACCCUAUCGGAACCAGGGUUUUGACACUAUUGGAACCAGGGACUAAACACCCAAAUGAAGUCAGGGUGCUAUCUCUUCACAGCUGAUUUGUCUUGUGUAGUCUACUUCAACUUUCCUACCAACACUUUUUUUUGUUUAGUCCUUAACGGUAACUCUUUAGCUUGUGAAAAAUUUUUUUGCUCAAGGCACCUUAUAUUAUUUUUAUAUGACUUUAUUAUUUCUGUUUCAAAAUCCAUGACCAGUUAAACUUAUUUUAUUACUUAUUCAACUAAUUUCUAAAAUAACUAAUAGUUAAUAGUAGUCAGAUUCCAAUAAGUUUAAUUAUAAUUAAAUAACACUUCAUUAAUUAUAGUAAAAUUUAAUGAUUAACUAAAGGAAAUGGGAGUGAAGUAUUUAGGCUUUAGUUUUGACUAAGAAGACUUACUUAAACUUAAGUCAGUAAGUUACAUAGACCUAGACCCUAGCUCUUAUUUAAUUUAUUUCCAGUAUCACCCUUAUUUCUUUCCAGUCCCAGUAUUUAAUUUUAAGUUAUUUUUUACCAAGUUUUAAAGUCUAAAAUUGACUUUCUUAGUAGUUAUAAUACAAGUACUAGGUUAUUAAGUAGUAGAAACAAUAAUAGUAAUAAUAGGCAUAUGUCAGGCCUGCACAACUCAAAAUGUAAUACUUUAUGAAAAACUUUUGAGGGCCGUAAUGCUUUAUGAAAUAUUUGUGCGGGCAAAAAGAUAAAAGGAAGAGGCAAAAGCUAUUAAGAAAAUAAUAAUAAUAAACAAUAUUUCGUUACUUAGCGGGUCGCCAAGAGGGUGCUGGCGGGCCACAUGUAACCCGCGGGCCAUAUGUUGGCAGGCCUGGCAUAUUUGACUGUCAAUUAAUCAAUCAGUAACACUCAAGUCAAGUUGACUCAGUAAAUCUCAAAUAGAGUCAAAUGUAAUUUCAUAACCAAAUGAGGCUUAUAUUAUAUUAUAAAUGAUGUCACACAACUUUUGGAGAUUUUGCACCCCCACCCCAUAAAAAGUCCCUGUUUCCACUCUAGUGUCCUUUACAAACCCUUAAGAAAUUCACCUUACAUGGAUAUCAAAUUACUGCACCUGUAUAGAAACAUUUCACUAGAACGGUGGUUUUUAACCAGGGGUAAAAAUAUCUCCCCAGCCCUGAGGUGUGGAAGACCAGAAAAUUGUAUUCAGUGGUGUAGCUAGUUGCGUGCGAUGCCGCACUAGUUGACACCAUCUCCGUGGGUGACACCAAUUGAAAAAUUGCGUAUUUACAGAGCACACACUGCUCUAGCUAACCAAAAUUCAUAAAGUUUUAUGCAUUUUGAUUAGCAGCAGUAAAUGUUUUUCUGGUGAAUUUUAUUGACGCUUAGCUUGUAUUGUUAAUUUUUUCACUUGUUUAUAAAAAGUUAAUUAAAGAAAUAAAACUACGAUAAAGAAAUUAUUUAAUUAUUUUUAAUUUUAUUACAAUAUAAUUUAUACGGUUUGGGGGGGUAGGGUGUUUUAAAUGGAGUGGGCCUGCAGAGCUGCAAAAAAAGUUAAGAAUCCCUGCCCUAGAGCAUUUACUAAGAUUCCCCCCCCACCCACCCCAAAUCAAUUUUUUUUAUCUUUCCAUCCUACUUCAUGUGGCAGUCCACAGAUUAACAUAAAAGCAGUAUUGCCAUAACCUAUUGGCAAUAGGUGGUAGUUCAAACUAUGGCAUGGCAAGGUAUACAAAAAUAGUUAGAAUCAAACUAUUGUUGUUGAUUUUUUUACCACCCCCAUGCACAUCAAAAGUUUAUUCAAAAUAAUUCAGACACCAUCAUAAAACAUCAUCACGAAUUCAUGAUUCCCCUGUCUAUACAUGCAUGAUGUCAUUUAUCAAUAGCCCAUAUUGGGACAGAAAUCUCUAAGUGAAUUUAAAUUUUCACUAAAAAUAUCUCACCUUAACCCUCGAACUGUGUUCGGCCGACAAAAUCGGCCGAUAUUCUCGUUCUGUGCUGUGGCGGCCAAAAAAUCGGCCGUUAAAAAACACGGUCCGAUAACAACUUCCAAUCCAAUAUUUAACCGAAAUCAUAGCCAUUUCCUUUUAUUAAUAAUUAAAUCAACUUACGGGUCAAGCUGUUUCUUGAUUUAUCCCCAUCCAAUUACCUUUAUAAAAAUAUAUACUUAUAUGGGUCUUGUAUCAAUAUUUCUAUGUCAUUUAAUGCUAUUUCAAAAGACACUCAAAAAGCUCUGAAAAGCUCCACCCCACAGAAUGCUGCAUGCCAGUUCGAGGGUUAAAUCAGUAUUCUCCCAAUGCAUACAAAAUACAAACAUUUCUAUUUGAACUAUUUGUCUAGGAGAUUUUAAUAAUAAACCCAAAAUAGGUUAAUGAAGAAAAAUAACAGUGAAAUUUGAGAAAGACAAUUACACUAUGACAUUAUGACCACUUUUAACACUUUGCAGCUUGUAAAGAAGUCUUUUAUUGUAACUUAAGAUGUUGUGAAAUAGGUUUAAAUUUAAUUUAAUUUAUGUUUGCUGUUAAUCUUGCUUGUGUUAUAUUAUAUUUCUUGAUGGAAGGGCUUCAAGUUUACAAUCCUAAGAUUAAAUGUUAUUUCAAUGAUGUAAAAUCCCUCUGAAAAUUAAGUGUAAAUAUAAAUUAACCAUGAUCCAUUCCUUUAAUUUUUAAAUUGAAGGAGUCAAGUGAUAAUAAUAAACAAAUAUUCAUUUCUAUUUACAGCAUUUUUCUGUAUGUUUUUUUUUAAAGAAGCGUUUGUUAAUCUUGAUAUAUUUUUUUAGAUUUGUCAUUGAUUAUUAUUAAUAAUUAAUGAGUGAAAUUAAGUAACUGGGUUAAUAAUAUUCAAUUUUUUUUUAAAAAUAGCUUUUUCUUUAAAUUUUUUAGAAAUUUAAAAUAAUGUACCUUGCUUUAAACCUUUUUGCUAGUUCAAAGUAAUUUUAAACGAUCUAAAAAAUUUGAGCUUAAAAUUACUUCGUUUUUAUGAAUUGGAAUAAUUUUUUAGUUUCAUAUUCUGUUUUCAGAGCCAAAAAUAAACACAGAUUUGAUGUCUGCUAUGGAAGACUUAGAAGAGGCUGACUUAACAGCAGCUGAAAUUGCGAUGGUGACAGCCAAUGAAAGGGCUGGUCUAGUGUCACAGUUAGCCUGCCAUUUUUGUGGCAUGCAGUUUGACGUAAAGAAGACAAGGUCUCUACGUGCACAUAUUGAAGAGGUACACGUUUUGGGAGAUGCAGGUUAUAUGUGCGGAGUUUGUUGUGAGGAAUUCACAUCUAGGAAAGCCGUUGAGACCCACAUGAGCACUUUCCAUCGUGCGCCAAAGCCACUUGGGUGUGGCACUUGUGGUGAAACUUUCCGUGUCAGAAAUCAGCUACUCAAACACAUAGACUCUCAUACUCAGGAGGAAAUAAACAACUACAAAGUAGGCUUGUGUUACUGUGGAGAGUGUUUUGAGUUUUUUGAUAGCGUCACAUCUUUACAGAUUCAUACUAUGACCCACAGGGAGCAAGCUGUGUUUGUGUGUGGUGCCUGCGGGCUGCAGACGCAGCACAGACAUAUCAUGGUAAAACAUUUGGAAAGUCAUGUUAUAUCCAACUUGUUGACUGCAAGUGAAGGGACUGAGCCAGUCAUUGAAAUGCAGCAGCCCAUUAAGGUUGAUGCCAGUAAUAUUCAAGAGAGCACUGAAGUGCCUGCUAACACACAGGACAGUGCUGUGGAUAUUAAAGGGGAACCACUGCUGGAGGAUGAGGGAACGAGCUACAAGUGUGGUGUGUGUCAGGCAUCAUUUGCUAACCUCACUGAAGCUUUGGGUCAUGCAGAGAGACACCAGGAUGAUGAGAGUCAAAUGAUGGAUGGAAUAGAACUAAAAGUAGGGAUGGAAUUAGGUGUUCUUUUACAGCAGCAUGGUCAUGUGGAUAUCUCAUCGGAUCCAUCUCAUGAACAGCCCAGUGAAAGUGAAAGACCCCAUCUCACUUCACCAGAUGGUUCGGAUGAAUAAUAAGUUUUUAAAAAUGUAUUUAAUUAGUAUUUGCUUUCUAUAACUUGUAAUUCUUUUUUUAUAUGAAUUUUUUUUUAAUGAAUUUCUGGAAUGACAGUUUUUAUAAUUACUGACGUGCUUAUUCAAAUUGAGAUCAAACAAAUAAAACGGU
Molecule: messenger RNA, 4735 nt
Organism: Lymnaea stagnalis (great pond snail)
Lineage: Eukaryota; Metazoa; Mollusca; Gastropoda; Lymnaeidae
Source: the annotation of a GenBank genome assembly